AUGUCAGCCACUAUGAAAUUAAAGACGUUGGAGGGACAUUUGAUGUCGUUAUCAGGGUUUUCUAAGCCUAAAGUUGAAUUUGAACAAUAUGAAACUCCGGCACAUAUUGCUGCAGUGGCUCUAUAUACAAUUCAGACUCAAUUUGAAGCUCUAGAAAAUAAACUGAUAUUGGAUGCUGGUUGUGGACCAGGGAUGCUAUCUAUAGGAGCCUCAAUGCUUGGUGCAGGGGCUGUCUUAUCUGUGGACAUUGAUGAUGAUGCUUUAGAUGUGCUUUCUGAAAAUAUUGAAGAUAUGGAAAUUGACAAUGUUGAUAUACUUCAGUGUGAUUUUCUCAAUUCCGAUAUGUAUAGAUGGAAAAACUACUUUGACACAGUAUUAAUGAAUCCACCCUUUGGCACAAAGAACAAUGCAGGAAUAGAUAUGAAGUUCCUCAAAAUGGGAUUGGAUCUAAGUAGCGAUAGUGUCUAUUCCAUGCAUAAAUCUACAACUAGAUCUCACAUUCAAAAGAAAAUCAAAGAAUGGGGUGUUAAAGGCAGUGUAGUGGCGGAACUUAGAUACAAUUUGCAAUCCAUGUAUAAAUUCCAUAAACAUCAGUCAAAGGAUAUUGCUGUAGAUCUUUGGAGGUUACAUCAUUCUUAAUUCAGAAGUAAUGGAAUUUUUAAGAUCAAUGAAAUAAAACCACUUUUGUGUUGUACAUGAAAUAUAUUUUAAAAAUAAAGUUCUUAUAU
This is a messenger RNA of Colias croceus (clouded yellow), 728 nucleotides long. RefSeq names its product rRNA N6-adenosine-methyltransferase METTL5 (gene Mettl5). The transcript is spliced from 4 exons. Gene Ontology annotation, biological process: rRNA methylation. Lineage: Eukaryota; Metazoa; Arthropoda; Insecta; Lepidoptera; Pieridae. Bases 1 to 639 code for a protein of 212 amino acids. Gene Ontology annotation, molecular function: rRNA (adenine-N6-)-methyltransferase activity; nucleic acid binding. The record is from RefSeq and is a predicted model, not a curated record.